Molecule: messenger RNA, 2541 nt
Organism: Oncorhynchus gorbuscha (pink salmon)
Lineage: Eukaryota; Metazoa; Chordata; Actinopteri; Salmoniformes; Salmonidae
Product: ankyrin-3-like
Exons: 20
Biological process (GO): neuronal action potential; negative regulation of delayed rectifier potassium channel activity
Cellular component (GO): membrane; synapse; axon initial segment
Molecular function (GO): transmembrane transporter binding
Source: RefSeq, a predicted model, not a curated record
AUUACAUUGCCUGUCCUGUCUGAGGGAUGCUGUGUUGGGAGAAGGGAAUGUGAUGGGUAGUGGUUCAGGUAGGGCCACGAGCCACAUGAAGACGUCAGCAAGCGAGAGGAGAGAGAGAGCUGGUUCUGUUUCUCUAGAGACGGAUCCGUCCUGGCCGUCUGUCUGCUGGCAGACUCCAUCUUCCUCCUGGAUACUACAACACUGGAUCACCCCACUCAGGGAGGAGCAGCUUGGUCUGUUUUAUUUUCCCUGCUAGCUAGCUAGCUAACGUUACUACCUCUGCUGCUGUCCUGAGAGAGAGCAUCAUCAUCACACCAUCACCACCCAGCCCUCCUCCCUGAUACUACAGAGAGGAGCUGUUUCCAGACCUGGUAGGAUACUAUACUACAGAGAGGAGCUGUUUCCAGACCUGGUAGGAUACUAUACUACAGAGAGGAGCUGUUUCCAGACCUGGUAGGAUACUAUACUACAGAGAGGAGCUGUUUCCAGACCUGGUAGGACUUCCUCCUGCUAUCCUGCUCUAUAAGGAUAUCAGCCAGCUCCAUCGCAGCUCCCCAGCACCAUGGCUCAGGCUGCAUCUCAGAUCAAGAAGAGAGCGAUUGUGGACACCUCUGUUGAGGAUGAGAAGCUUAAGAAGAGGAAGAUCAGACAAGCCCAACGGCAACUGAAGAAAAAGAUUGACAGUAAUGCCAGUUACUUGAGAGCAGCCCGGGCAGGGAACCUAGAGAAGGCUUUGGAUUACCUGAAGACUGGGGUCGAAAUCAACAUCUGUAACCAGAAUGGCCUCAACGCCCUCCAUCUGGCCUCUAAAGAGGGCCAUGCCGAGGUGGUCACACAACUCAUCAAGCUGGGAGCCAAUGUGGACGCUGCAACUAAGAAAGGGAACACAGCUCUCCACAUAGCGUCUCUGGCUGGUCAGGUGGAUGUAGUGAAGGAGCUGGUGACCAGCGGAGCUAACAUCAACGCACAAUCUCAGAAUGGCUUCACUCCUCUGUACAUGGCUGCUCAGGAGAAUCAUCAGAAGGUGGUCAGAUACCUGCUGGACCAUGGCUCCACACAGGGCAUCGCUACAGAGGAUGGCUUCACGCCCCUUGCGGUGGCGUUGCAGCAGGGACAUGAACAGGUGGUCUCUCUGCUCCUGGAGAAUGACACUAAAGGAAAGGUCCGGCUCCCGGCGCUCCACAUCGCCGCGCGGAAGGACGACACCAAGGCUGCUGCCCUGCUGCUCCAGAUCGACCACAACGCAGAUGUCGAGUCCAAGAUGAUGGUGAAUAGGACCACAGAGAGUGGCUUUACUCCGCUGCACAUUGCUGCUCACUACGGCAACAUCAACGUGGCAACGCUCCUCCUCAACCGCGGCGCUGCCGUGGACUUCAAGGCCAGGAAUGACAUCACACCGCUGCAUGUGGCUUCUAAGAGAGGGAAUGGCAACAUGGUGAAAGUUCUGCUGGAGAGGGGAGGCACGAUAGACGCCAGGACUAAGGACGGUCUGACCCCUCUCCACUGUGGCGCCAGGAGCGGACAUGAACAGGUGCUGGAGAUGCUGCUAGACAGAGGAGCUCCCAUCCUGUCCAAAACUAAGAACGGUCUGUCUCCCCUCCACAUGGCCACCCAGGGGGACCAUCUGAACUGUGUUCAGCUCCUGCUACACCACGAGGUUCCUGUUGAUGAUGUCACCAACGACUAUCUGACGGCCUUGCAUGUCGCCGCCCACUGCGGACACUACAAGGUCGCCAAGGUCAUUGUGGACAAGAAGGCCAAUCCCAACGCUAAAGCACUGUCCACAGCCUCUGAGGCUGACAAAUGGUUUCAUCUGCUCCACAUCGCCUGCAAGAAGAACAGAAUCAAAGUGAUGGAACUGCUGCUGAAACACGGAGCAUCUAUACAGGCAGUGACCGAGUCGGGUCUCACUCCGAUCCAUGUGGCGGCUUUCAUGGGACACGAUAACAUCGUCACUCAGCUGACGAAUCAUGGAGCUUCUCCAAACACAACUAAUGUGAGGGGAGAGACGGCGCUCCACAUGGCAGCGAGGGCCGGCCAGGCUGGCGUGGUCAAAUACCUGGUUCAGAGUGGAGCCAGAGUGGAGGUCAAGGCCAAGGACAACCAGACCCCGCUCCACAUCUCCAGUCGUCUGGGAAGCCUGACAUCGUGCUGCCUGGGCGUAUCAGGCUCCACCCUCAGGGCUGGGCGUCUCAGGCGUCUCAGGUUCUCCACACUACUGGAUUGCAUCCUACCUGGUGGCGACACGCUCUCAUAUAUCUCAGCUUGGAUGUCGGUCCUCCACCUCAGCCUCGACAAUACGGAAUUGCUCUUCCUCUCCAUCCCGGUUGACUCCACAGUGUCGCCCUCCCAGAGUGAAAAGAACCUUGGCAAAGGCUUCACUCCCCUCCAUGUUGCAGCUAAGUAUGGGAAGAUGGAAGUGGCCAACCUUCUGCUGCAGAGACACUGCGCCCGAUGCAGCUGGGAAGCUGCUCACUAUGACAACCAGAAAGUGGCUCUGCUGCUGCUGGACCAGGAGCUUCACCACACGCUGCUGCCAAG